Cajanus cajan (pigeon pea) is the source of this 3424-nucleotide messenger RNA. Its product is annotated as lysine-specific demethylase JMJ26. The record is from RefSeq and is a predicted model, not a curated record. Gene Ontology annotation, biological process: regulation of transcription by RNA polymerase II. Gene Ontology annotation, cellular component: chromatin; histone deacetylase complex. Gene Ontology annotation, molecular function: histone H3K9 demethylase activity; chromatin DNA binding; transcription coregulator activity. NCBI's taxonomy places the organism in Eukaryota, Viridiplantae, Streptophyta, Magnoliopsida, Fabales, Fabaceae.
ACAGCACGUAGUAAUAAUAAUAGUAAUAACAAUAAUAAUAAAUCAGAAAAGUGGUGAGAGUGAUGCCGCGGAGUGAGAGUGAAAGCGAGAGCGAGAGCGAGAAGAAACCUCCGAGAAUAGAGCCGCCGGGCGACCUCCGAUGCCGGCGGCGCGACGGCAGGUCAUGGCGGUGCCGCCACUGGAGGAUUCACGACCAGCUCUACUGCGAGCACCAUUUCCUUUCCUCCAGAGCCAGGUACUCUCACGUUGAACAAACCAAACCUAAGGCUUCCACUUCUUCACCGCAAAUAGACAAUGAGAAGAAUAAGAAGAACAAUUCGAAGAGGCUUCGCGAACCAGACGAAGCGACUGUUCCGGAGAAAGCCAAAACGAAGAAGGUGAAAUUCGAAGCGGAACGAGAACGAGAGCGGAAGUCUCCGAACGAGGAAGUGGUGCCGUUACCAGACCGGAAAACUAGGAGCAGAGAGAAGAUCAAGCAAGCGCUUAUUCUAAUGGAUGAUGAUUUCGACACCGACGAAGGAAAACCGGUGAAAACCGCGAGGACGAAGUCGUCUUCUUCUUCUUCCUGCAAGUUCAACGACGCGAAGCAGAAAGCCUCUGUCUCCGAGUCUCGAAUGUGUCAUCAGUGCCAGAAGAGUGAUAGGACCGUUGUUCACUGUCGGAAUCGGAACUGUUGCAAACGAUUUUGCGUCCCAUGCAUUCGGAGAUGGUAUCCACAAAUGUCCAAGGAGGAAAUAGCUGAAUCUUGUCCAUAUUGUCGAGGUAAUUGUAACUGCAAGGCAUGUUUACGUAGAAAAGAUGUAAAUACGGUUUCUGGAGUGCCUCAAAAUGAAGAUGAAAAGAUUCAACAUUUGAAGCAUUUGUUGCGAGCAUUGUAUCCUUUUCUGGAACAAUUUAAUCAUGAGCAGCAGUUGGAAAUGGAGAUGGAAGCAAAGAGUAAAGGGUUACUGCUUCCCGAUGUAGAAGUUGUCCAAAUCGACUGUUCCAAAUAUGAACGUAUUUAUUGCAACAAUUGCAAAACCUCUAUUAUUGAUUUUCAUAGGAGCUGUCCGAAUUGUUCAUAUGAUCUUUGCCUUACUUGUUGCCGGGAAAUUCGUGGCAAUUUCUUGCCAGGGGAAUUAGUUGAGCAGUGUAUUGAUGCUUCUAAUGCUCAUUCGCAUAAUGGAGAGCCUUUAGAUCUGCAGUCAUGCAACAAAGAAUCAUCAGACAUUUGUCUUGAGUCAAGCCCUGUGAGACCAAAGUAUUUGUGGAGGGCUAUGAAAAAUGGUGCGAUCCCCUGUUCACCAGAGGAUAAUGAUGGUUGUGGAUAUGAAUAUCUUGAGCUGAAGUGUAUAUUUCCUCAAAAUUGGAUUUCAAAGUUAAGGGAAAAAGUGAAAAGAUUAAUCAAAGUACAUGGACUAGAAGGUAUGCCCACAGUUCCUGCACGGUGCAAUUCUUGCUUCAAAUCUCUUGAUGAAAUUGACUCCAUCAAUGACAAGUUGCGACAAGCUGCUGCACGAGAAGGCUCAAGUGACAACUAUUUGUACUGUCCUUCAGCUAGUGAUGUUAAAUGUGGGGAUCUGGAACAUUUCCAGGGCCAUUGGAUUAAGGGAGAGCCCGUUAUUGUUAGGGAUGCUCUUGAAUUAACCUCUGGCUUGAGCUGGGAGCCAAUGGUAAUGUGGCGUGCAAUGCGUGAGUUGACUUAUCAUGGUUCCAAACAUUUGAAUGUGAAAGCAAUUGACUGCCUAGAUUGGUGUGAGGUUGAAAUAAAUAUCCAUCAAUUUUUCAAGGGAUACUCAGAGGGCCGUGCUCAUCGUGACUCCUGGCCAGAGAUGCUCAAGCUCAAAGAUUGGCCUCCAUCUAAUCUAUUUGAGCAGAGGUUACCGCGUCAUGGUAUGGAGUUUAUUAGUGCCUUACCCUACAAAGAGUAUACGCAUCCUCGCAGUGGUUUUCUUAACUUGGCCACAAAGCUACCAGAAGAGUCUUUGAAACCUGAUUUGGGGCCAAAGACAUAUAUAGCAUAUGGCUUUGCUGAAGAGCUUUUACGUGGAGAUUCGGUGACCAAGCUUCAUUGUGACAUGUCAGAUGCGGUAAAUAUUUUGACACAUACUGAAGAGGUGACCUUCACUUCUCAACAUCUUACCAAAAUAGAGACGUUGAAACAAAAAUAUGCUGCUGAAGACCUAAGUGAACUUUUUAAGGUUUUGCAGAAUGAUAAUUCUACAGUGAAGUGCAAAUCCAUAUCAGAAGAUAAUAUUUCAUUGCAGGCAGCUGAUGACUUGUCAGUUCUUAAUGGGUCUUCCCUUAUCCAAAUGUCAAGAAUGGAUAAUGAUGGGCCCGGCAGAAAGCAUGCCACUGUUAAACUAACAAAUGAUUGUACUUCACAAAAUAGGAGAAGAAAAGAAGUGCAAGAUGAGAUUACUAACAAAAUAGGAGCAAAUUCAGGAAAUUCAUUGGAAAAGGAAACCGGUGAAAUGAUAAACUCUGAAGAAGGGAAUGCAAUUAUUGUGAGGGAAAAUGUAGUUAAAUCACCACAUGAUUUUGAUAUGAAGUCAGAAUUAUAUGCUACGAGUACCAAGUUUCAAAUAGGGAAAAAGGAUUGGAAGGCGGAAAAUGUUGGGGAUGUGAAAAAAUUUAAUACUGUUUUUUCCAUUGGGCAUACUUCAACGGAGGAGGUGCAGCAACAAGAUGCUGGAUGUAUUAGUCAUCCUGUGGACUCUGUAAAUAUGCACAUUGGACAAGAAUUUGCCGAGGGAGGUGCUGUCUGGGAUAUUUUUCGGAGGCAAGACGUGUGCAAGCUUGAAGAAUACCUUAGGAAGCAUUGUAGGGAAUUCAGGCAUCUCCAUUGUUCUCAAGUGGAUCAGGUUUUUCACCCCAUUCAUGAUCAAGUUUUUUAUCUGAAUUCUUAUCAUAAAAGGAAACUCAAAGAAGAAUUUGGAGUUGAACCUUGGACUUUUAUACAAAACCUUGGUGAGGCUGUUUUUAUACCUGCCGGGUGUCCCCAUCAAGUUAGAAACUUAAAGUCGUGCAUAAAGGUUGCUCUAGACUUUGUCUCCCCUGAAAAUAUCCAAGAAUGUAUUCGUCUGACCAACGAAUUUCGUACUCUUCCAUCAAGCCAUAAAGCAAACGAAGACAGACUUGGGGUGAAGAAAAUGUGUCUCCAUGCAUUAAGCGAGGCUGCAGACCAUUUAGAGCGGAGCAGCUCGAAGAGUAGAAAUUAACAUGUAAUUCCGUAGUACAUGUACAUAAUUAGGUCGAUAUGUAUAUCUUAUCUACUUACACAUUAAACUCUGCUAAUUAAACUUUGAACUUGUUAGACGGUGGUUUGAAGGCGAUAAAUGAGUGUUCGUAUCUUUUAUUAAUGAAAGCGCAACUCCAGAUUCUCGUUUGGCUUGAUCAUUGUCAUUUAAGUGUAUAUGAAUAUGGAUUUUGGACCUUCUAAUAA